This is a messenger RNA of Anopheles cruzii, 1596 nucleotides long. Its product is annotated as pre-mRNA-splicing factor 38B. The coding region runs from base 227 to 1462 and encodes 411 amino acids. The transcript is spliced from 6 exons. The record is from RefSeq and is a predicted model, not a curated record. Gene Ontology annotation, cellular component: precatalytic spliceosome. Lineage: Eukaryota; Metazoa; Arthropoda; Insecta; Diptera; Culicidae.
UUUCGAAAAGCCCACCUAUUUGUAAUCAUUUGGGUUGCAAUAGUAGGGGUUAGAACUCUGGCUUGCCCAGAGAGAAGCAAGCGACAUUUGUCAGCCUUUCACUGUUGCGGCUAACCGGCUUGAGAUGGUAAAAUCAGUAAAGCACUCUGAACGCUUUACGUAUACGGGCAAAAUUUGGCGUUGUAAUAUAAUUUCGAUGUGAAGUAUUUUAAUUGCCGCCAAAAUCAUGGAAUACAACAAUGCCGUCUGCUACGCCGAUAACUCGGAACAAGAACAAUACUAUCAGGAAGAUCAAGAACUGCAGGGUCACCAACAGCAGCAAGCCCCGUGUCCGCCGCGAAAAACAGCAAAACAGAACAACGCUUUACCGCUUUGGGGAAAUGAUGCGUCUAUGAAUCUGAACCCUUUGAUUCUGGCCAACAUUCAGGGAUCGAGUUACUUCAAAGUGUCCUUGUUUAAGCUUAAGACUUAUCACGAAGUUGUAGACGAAAUAUAUUACCAAGUGAAGCAUUUAGAGCCAUGGGAGCGCGGCUCUCGUAAGACAGCUGGACAAACAGGAAUGUGCGGGGGUGUUCGCGGCGUUGGCGCAGGUGGAAUAGUUUCAACAGCAUUUUGCUUGCUUUAUAAACUCUACACCUUAAGGCUCACCCGAAAGCAGGUGAAUGGGCUUAUGAGUCACGGUGAUUCACCAUAUAUACGGGCAUUAGGUUUUAUGUAUUUACGUUACACACAACCACCUGGUGAUCUUUUUGAUUGGUACGAACCGUAUCUGAUGGACGAGGAAGAAAUCGAUGUCAAAGCAGGCGGCGGACAGAUCAUGACCAUUGGCCAAAUGAUCAGACAGUGGUUAACUAAACUAGACUGGUUCUCGACGCUGUUUCCUCGUAUACCGGUGCCUAUACAGAAACAGAUCGAUGCCAAACUUGAUCAAUACGCCCGCGAGAAUGGCGUGUCCUUCGCUGAUACGCAACCGGAUCGUGGUAACAGUAGCGGUAAACCAGGACGGGCUGGGGUUCCACCUGGCAUGCGAGGACAAGAAGAACGAGAAGGCAACCGGUUUGACCGAGGCGGUGGUUUUAGUGAGCAAAUUUUCAAAGAGAAACAGAAACGGGUAAUGUCCGAUCACUGCGAUCGCGACGCACGACCGUCGCGAUACGAUCGAGAGGGUGAGAACUUUGCACUACGUCGGGAUCGUGAACAUAAUCCAAUGUACCGUGACAGCAGGGAACAGGAUCGCGAGUGGGAGCGGGACAGAGAUCGGAGAAACGAACGUGGUCGGUUUCGAGACCGGGACCGUGAGCACGACCGCCACCGUGAGCGUGGGGGAGAAAGGAAGGAAGAGGAAAGGGAUCGGGAUCAUCGAAAGGAGCGCAAUCGUGGUGAGCGAAGAUCUCGCAGCCGAGAUAGAGAGGGCCACUCGAAACGGCGCGAGCAGCACGAACGUGAUCGACGGCACCGUUAGCGAAUGGUUCUGAUCAUAAUUUUAUUAUCCUGUUUAAGUUUUAAGGACUUCUGUAACAAGGAAAGAUGCGCAUGGUAUAAGUUGAGGUAGAAAAUUGUAUUGGAAGAUAAAAACCAACGUUUACGAGCGACGGA